AUGCGCCCCCCCCCCCCCCUGGCGCACCGAUUCCUAAUUACUUCCGAAUCAGUUCAGAAAUCCGACAUCAUGCCUUCAUACAAGGAUUCUGACGAUUACAAGACCUACAAAGAAGGUCUUCUCCAGGGCGGCAAGAACCACCGCAUGGAGGAUCUUCCUCCCUUCGAGUUCAACGAGGCUGGCGAAGUCAAGCUCGCCCCUGGCGAACUCUACUGCCGCUGGGGUGGUAGAUCCAGCAGCAUCACGUGCACCAAGACGGAGCGGUUCUCGAGCGAGUCGAACCUCAAGAACCACAUCAAGAAGCACAAGCUCGACGGGGUCCCGGCCAAGGUUAAGAGCCGCAAGUCCGGCGCGAACUCCGUCGAGGAGAACGAUGAUGCAGCUGAAUUCUACGACCGCAUCCACGGCAUCGCCAUCGGCGCUCGCGAUGACAGCGAGCUGCAGACUCCUUCCAAGAAACGGAAGGCGCAGACCCCUCCCCCCCUUCUUGCCGUGCCCACGCGCAAGCGGGGCAACCAAACUGUGAUCAACUUCGCCGAAAUGCGUCGCGCCGCCGGCUUCCCUGCCAAGGGCAAGUGCACCCACUGCACCACUGCCCGCAAUGCCAAAUGUCCUCCCGCCCUUCGCGAUCAGGAAUGUGAGGUCUGGGCCCGCUUUGAGGAUGAUGAAGAAGAUGAGGCCUGA
Molecule: messenger RNA, 684 nt
Organism: Colletotrichum truncatum
Lineage: Eukaryota; Fungi; Ascomycota; Sordariomycetes; Glomerellales; Glomerellaceae
Source: RefSeq, a predicted model, not a curated record